Meloidogyne enterolobii is the source of this 408-nucleotide messenger RNA. The record is from the annotation of a GenBank genome assembly. NCBI's taxonomy places the organism in Eukaryota, Metazoa, Nematoda, Chromadorea, Rhabditida, Meloidogynidae.
UUUCUGCUUCUCUAACUUUAUUUACAAUUUUUACUAUUUAUUUUAUUUCUGUCAUUAGCGUCGAUUUUCAUUUAUUCAUUUGCAAGCUUUAUAUACCCCCACAUUUACUUUUGCCAUCAACUAUUCUCUAAAUUCUAUAUAGCUUUUUUGUGUGUCCAAUGAAAAAAAACUAGUAGAGUUAAAUGAACAUAAGCUCUCUGUCAAAGUGCAAAAACAAAACAAAAUUUAUUUUAAAAAAUAUUUUUUUUAAAUUCAACUAUUUAUUUGUUUUAAAAUGCCCUUCUCGUAUUCUCGUCAUAAUUGCAUGCUUAUAUUUUUUAAAAAUACUUUGUGUUCCUAUUUUUAUUUUUCUGACCUUUGUUCUUUCCUUUGUUCUUUUCUUGCGCUGAUUUUAAAAAAAUAUUUUUG